This is a messenger RNA of Vicia villosa (hairy vetch), 2400 nucleotides long. RefSeq lists its product as uncharacterized. The coding region runs from base 167 to 1336 and encodes 389 amino acids. Lineage: Eukaryota; Viridiplantae; Streptophyta; Magnoliopsida; Fabales; Fabaceae. The transcript is spliced from 10 exons. The record is from RefSeq and is a predicted model, not a curated record. Gene Ontology annotation, molecular function: RNA-DNA hybrid ribonuclease activity; nucleic acid binding.
CACCAUUCCUCAACCCCACUCAUCGUUCUUCUUCAUCUUCCAACUCCCAAUUCUGCUCUACUAAACCACUAACCCCCGCAAUUCAAAUUUCAACACUCCAUUCCACAAUGCAUAAACCCAAAAAACCUUGAUUCUGCGCUCAUUCAACCUGGAUAACUCUUCUGUCAUGAACGGUUUGUUAUCACAGCUCUCAUCAUUCACAGCCACCAUACUCGGAAGAACCACUCGGUUCGUCUCAAACAACGCAACUCCUUCCAAUUUCUCGUUCCCGAUAAAAUCACUUCAUUCUUGUGUUAGGUCUGAAUUCGCGUUGACAGGGACUCGCUGCUAUUCCACUAGAAAACCUCGCAAAAGUGGUGUUUCUCAGCGGACGAAAGUAGAGGCGGAAACGACGAUGGAUAAGGAAAAGGAUGCUUUUUAUGUUGUGAGGAAAGGGGAUGUUGUUGGGAUUUAUAAUAGUCUUAGUGAUUCUCAGGCUCAAGUUGGAUCUUCGGUAUGUGAUCCUCCUGUUAGUGUAUUUAAGGGAUAUUCGUUGUCGAACGAAACAGAGGAAUAUCUUCUCUCGCAUGGACUAAAGAAUGCUUUAUACACAAUUAGAGCCUCUGAUUUGAAAGAGGAUUUGUUUGGAUCACUUGUUCCAUGUCCGUUCCAGGAACCUUCUUCUACCAAAGGGACCAUAUCAAAUGCAGAUACAUCUAAAAAGAGAGCUAUAGGAGUACUCGAACAGGAUAAUGUGGACCCUUCUUCUACCAAAGGGACCACAUCAAGUGCAGAUACAUCUAAAAGGAGAGCUAUAGAAGUGCUAGGACAAGAUUAUGUGAAAUCAAUUGGUUUGACAUCCAUCUCUGAAGAUCCUUUCAAAAAGCAAGUCAAGUUAGAUCGUUCUACCGUGAGCGAAGCAUCUUCACUUGCAAAUAAGACUUGUAUUGUUGAGUUCGACGGUGCGUCAAAAGGAAAUCCUGGAAAAGCUGGUGCUGGGGCUAUUCUGCGAUCUAAAGAUGGGAAUGUGAUUCAUAGGGUUCGUGAAGGCGUGGGUAUAGCAACAAACAAUUUUGCUGAAUAUCGUGCAGCGAUAUUGGGAAUGAAAUAUGCUCUUAAAAAAGGAUUCACCAAUAUCUGUAUACAAGGGGACUCUAAACUUGUGUGCUUGCAGAUUGAUGGCUCAUGGAAGGUCAAGAAUGAGAGCUUGGCUACAUUGUAUAAGGUUGCCAAAGAACUCAAGGAUAAAUUUGCAUCAUUUCAGAUCAGUCAUGUUCUAAGGGAAUUCAACUCCGAGGCUGAUGCUCAAGCCAAUUUGGCCGUCCAUCUUGCUGAUGGCCAAGUUCAGGAAGAGUAGUAGGUUAAUUCAUUCACCGGCAGUUAAUGGUUAUGAAUUGGGUUUCAAUUUACGGAUUCCUGUCACUGUUCUUUCAUUUAUUGGUGUCAAAUUAUACAGCAAUCAAAACCUCAAGAACAAACUAUUUUGAACUAGUCCUCUAUUUAGUUUUACUGAUACAGGCUGAGUAUUGUCCCUCAACAGCCAGCAGUGCCAAUGAUAGUAAUCUUUUGACAUCAGAACUUUUCAAUUUCUGUCAAAGAUGGCGGAGUGAAUGAAGGUGGAUUUUAUGAUUUUCAUUCUUGGGGAUAUGGUAGAGCAGAAGCUCUUUAUUGUCUUCUGCACACUUGAUUACUACUAUUAAAUUACACUAAUUAUGUUUUUUUGGCCGAAAGUGCUGUUUCAUUUCGUGUAAUAAUAUCAAUAUGGAAGUGACACAAAUGGAAUAAUCCUGUAAAUUGUAUUAAGACUUAAAAAUGAUUCAAAUUAAUCACAAAAAUGGAAUAAUCCUACAAAUAUGAAAUGAUUCGAAUUAAUCACAAAUGAGUUGUCUAGUAAAUAAUGUCUCAGUGUUGAAUGGCAAGGAGCAAUGCCAUAAGCUCUUUCUCAUAUACUGAUUAAGACAUAUGUUACGAUCCGACAAAGCUCUGGUGAAAAAGGAUAUGAGAUGCCUCUGCAGAAAAAUGUAAAGACUCGUGAUUCUAAUCACAUUGCUACUUGAUUCAAAUCAUACCGAUUAGAUUUGGGAAAGUUCAUUUUCCCAUGUGUAUAAUGAUUUUCAAAAGAUGCAAUGAUAUGAGAAAUUUGAUAUGAGGGAUACUUACAACAAGUCUAACUAGCAACCUAUUGACUUCAAUAAAAAAACCAAAGUAACUCCUAAAAUUAGGAGACUGUCAUGCACUCACCCUUCCCCUCGUACAAAAAUUUAUUUCUUACUCGAUUCAUGUAAUGGUUUAUGAAUCUUGAAGACCUUGUCACCAGUCUCAACUUCACCCAUCCAUUGUUACACCUACUUCUUUUUCUUUUAAAAGAGACAUUUUCAAUUUUCCAUCUAUCUCAUCAACGACUAAGAAUAGAGAACAAGA